AGGCUUCGGUGUGCUCAGUCCAUCCGCGCACCGACACGGAGAUGACGGAGAUGGUGGUGGGAUCCGAGGUCGGGCGGAGGGGGACGCCGUCGCCGCCGCCGCCGCCGCAAGCUCUCCUGGAGCGGCUCAAGGACUACGGCCAGGAGGACGCCUUCGCGCUGUGGGACGAGCUCUCGCCCGAGGAGCGCGACCUCCUCGUCAAGGACAUCGAGAGCUUAGAUCUUCCACGGGUCGAUCGGAUCAUCAGAUGCUCACUUGGAUCUCAAGGUGCAUAUUUGCCUGCCGUGGAGCCUGUUCCGGAAUCUAGUGUCUCGACCGUAGAAGUGAGAACUCUUGAAGACCGAGAGAGGUGGUGGAAGAGGGGACUGAAGGCCAUUUCGGAAGGGAAGUUAGCUGUUGUACUUUUAUCUGGUGGACAGGGGACUCGGCUUGGUAGUUCCGAUCCUAAAGGAUGCUUUAAUAUUGGUCUUCCAUCUGGAAAGUCACUUUUUCAAAUUCAAGCUGAGAGAAUUUUGCGUCUCCAAAGACUUGCAGCUCAGUCAAAUGAUGCUGGUUUUGUGCCACCAAUCCCAUGGUACAUUAUGACUAGCCCAUUUACUGAUGAAGCCACCCGCAGGUUUUUUGAAAGACAUAAGAAUUUUGGCUUGGAAGUUGAUCAAGUGACCUUUUUCCAACAAGGCACCCUUCCGUGUGUUUCAAGUGAUGGUAGAUUCAUCAUGGAGACACCAUACAAGGUGUCCAAGGCUCCUGAUGGAAAUGGUGGACUCUAUUCAGCUCUUAAAUUGUCAAAGCUGCUGGAAGACAUGGCCAUGAGAGGUGUGAGAUAUGUGGACUGUUAUGGGGUUGACAAUGCAUUGGUUCGCGUAGCAGAUCCGACGUUCUUAGGAUACUUUAUUGACAAAGGUGUGGCUACAGCAGCAAAAGUCGUCCGGAAGGCUUAUCCACAAGAGAAAGUUGGAGUCUUUGUCCAGCGAGGCAGAGGUGGACCUCUUACGGUGGUAGAGUACAGUGAGAUGGAUGCAUCAAUGACUACUGAGAUUAAUCAGAGCACUGGGCGCCUACGCUAUUGUUGGAGUAACGUAUGCUUACAUAUGUUCACUCUGGAUUUCCUGAAUCAAGUGGCAAAUGGCCUCGAAAAGGACAGCAUUUACCACCUAGCUGAGAAGAAAAUUCCUUCGAUCCACGGAUACACUAUGGGUUUAAAACUUGAGCAGUUCGUAUUUGAUGCAUUUACAUAUGCUCCAUCAAUGGCACUUUUUGAGGUCUUGCGGGAGGAGGAAUUUGCGCCGGUCAAGAAUGCCAAUGGGGCAAGUUACGACACUCCUGAUAGUGCUCGCCUGAUGCUUCUCCGCCUCCAUAGUCGCUGGGUGGUUGCUGCAGGCGGCUUCUUAACGCAUUCAGUUCCAUUAUACUUAACUGGUGUUGAAAUCUCUCCUCUUUGCUCCUACGCCGGGGAGAACCUCGAAGGGUUAUGCCGUGGGAGAACGUUUCAUGCACCGUGCGAAAUUUCAUUUUGAGGCAGGCUGGGAAAACGCUCUUGGCAGCCUGUAAUCUUGUGUACACUAAUAUUAUGUAUCGGACAUGGUUUGCCUCAGCUAUGAUCCUUUAUCUGAAUUUUACCAGUCAUAAUCUGCGACACAUGAAGAGUUUGUAUCUCUCUUGAGUCACCAGAGUUUUAUCGCAGUCGAUCCAAGUUGGAUCGACAAUGUUUAGAGCACGGGAACCACAAGUAUGUAAUUUAUAUUACACUUUUGUGUUUGAAACAACUGCAUUGUCAGCACUCCUUUUACAUCUCCGUAAUAUAUGAUGAGUACCAAAUUAAUCUGAA
Messenger RNA from Musa acuminata subsp. malaccensis (wild Malaysian banana), 1828 nucleotides. Its product is annotated as UDP-N-acetylglucosamine diphosphorylase 1. Gene Ontology annotation, biological process: UDP-N-acetylglucosamine biosynthetic process. Gene Ontology annotation, molecular function: UDP-N-acetylglucosamine diphosphorylase activity. Lineage: Eukaryota; Viridiplantae; Streptophyta; Magnoliopsida; Zingiberales; Musaceae. The record is from RefSeq and is a predicted model, not a curated record.